AUGCAGACGCCUCAUAGAACACCUCUUCGAAGAAUCUCUCAAGGUUCCUUACUCCGGCUUUCCCGCUCUGGCGCCUAUCCAGAUGCUCCUCAUGGCCUUGGUUUCCUAGAACCAGCAAUGUCCGAAUUCAUAGAUGAGACGGAGACUCUACAGACAAACGUUGAAGGAUUAAAGCAUCUGAGCGACACUUUGGACACUUUCAAUGAAUCUUUUGCCAGCUGGCUGUACGUGAUGAAUAUGAACGCGUUAACCGUAGACUGGCCGCAGGCACCUCACGAUGGCAGCUUUAUACUAGCUGAGAGACGCGCAGAACGAAACGCCAUUACCGCGAUGCAAGCGCUACAAGCUCAACUCCAGGCAAAAUCAACCCGACCCUCAUCCAUUGAAGGCAGCGUAAAUGACCAAACGACCAUCAUAGCUGAUCCGGAGGCCACUUUCACUAUGAAUAGUAACAACAGUUCCGCCCCUGCAAAGACAAAAAAGGUCGUCAAGGGUAAGAAGCUAAAGUUGACUGCAAAAGAGAAGAAAGAAAGAGCGCUGGAACUGGAACGAAUCAUUACUUUUCUUCCGCUUGAAUUCAGAGGCAGCGAUCCAAAUCUUCGUCGCAAUAUGGAAGCUGUGAUAGAAGGGAUGUGGGAUGCUCCAAACCAGACUGUGAAACUUCCCGAUUUGAUCAAACCCCCUGACCUUAAUCAAGCUCGGGCAAACAAAUGCCUAAUAGCACUUGUAAAUCGAAAGAUUAUUAAGAAGGAAAGCAGUACGGGAACUGUUCUGUACCAUUGGCAAGGGGUAGCUUGA
This is a messenger RNA of Lentinula edodes (shiitake mushroom), 798 nucleotides long. RefSeq names its product DASH complex subunit Dam1-domain-containing protein. Gene Ontology annotation, biological process: mitotic sister chromatid biorientation. Gene Ontology annotation, cellular component: mitotic spindle; mitotic spindle pole body; DASH complex. The record is from RefSeq and is a predicted model, not a curated record. The transcript has 7 exons. NCBI's taxonomy places the organism in Eukaryota, Fungi, Basidiomycota, Agaricomycetes, Agaricales, Omphalotaceae. Bases 1 to 798 code for a protein of 265 amino acids.